Messenger RNA from Sinocyclocheilus grahami, 1609 nucleotides. RefSeq names its product fidgetin. The coding region runs from base 307 to 1521 and encodes 404 amino acids. Lineage: Eukaryota; Metazoa; Chordata; Actinopteri; Cypriniformes; Cyprinidae. The record is from RefSeq and is a predicted model, not a curated record. The transcript is spliced from 3 exons.
UUCUGGAAUUCCAACAUGGCAGUAGAUGUGGUCAGUAUUUCUAUGGUGGUCAGUCUCUCCAGCCCUGACUUGGAAGCAUUCCAGAACAUCCCCGACUCGGAGUAGCCCUCAUCCCCCGUUCUCAGCAGCACGGCUGGACGCUGUCGCCGUUCUCCGGCGCCGAACAGUUUGGGGUUCCUGUCCGCUCAAAACACUAUUUAUUUGCAUGUGGUGCGUGUCCUUCAACUUACUGGAAAGUCUUUCGCUUUGUGGAAAUCACUGAAGUGAACCUUUCACUCCUUUUUUUCGCUCUCAGUCACCUUGCUGAUGUCAAGCAAUAUGAUCAGCGGUGUAUAUGGCGUGACCAUGCAGUGGAGCCCUGAGCAGUCCCAGUGGGCGGAGCAACACUAUGACAUCACCUCCACCACUCGUUCACCAGGGCAUAAGAUCGAAGCACUUAGGGAUCCAAGGCUAACAGGUUCGACCUCAGCUGCAGCGUAUCAACAUUCGUGGGCAAACGAUGACAUUUCAGCUCUGACCGCUUCGAACCUGCUCAAAAGGUAUGCAGAGAGAUAUUCGGCCAUUCUGGAUCUACCCUGUGAGAGUGGACUUAUGGGAUAUCCAGACACAGCCAUUUCAGUUAGCGUUAGGGGACCUGGUGUUGUGAAUAACGGGCCGCCCUUUCUUAAUGGACGGAAGGUGGAGGCAGAGCCUUGGCUGGAGAGUGUCUACCCUCCGUUAGGUUGCGUCCCCGAGCUUCUUCCCAAAGUACCACUCAGUGUGACGGAUGUGUCUGUCAGUGCGUGUAACUCACCGGUUAUAGGCAGCGGGAGUCUUCCGGAGCCUUGUUUCUCCAGCAGCAGUUGUAACGGUCAGACUGGGAAUCAGGAGUACAGCAGCACUCCCUACAGCACUCCCUUCCUGCAGCCUGUAGGCACUUACGGUGGCUCUCUUUUCCACCCCACCCCUUCCCAUGCCAGUCUGGUAUCAACCUACAAUGUUAGCACCUCACCAAACCUAGUUGCAUACAGUUACCCUAACACCCGUUACCCCUCACAUGCCGUUCUUCCUGCUGGCUACAGUCCUCCCCCUCCUCCUUCGGCGUACCUACCUGCAGGUAUAACUCCUCCUAACCCUCUUCCAGCUGUGGGAUACUCAUACCCAGCCACCAGUGUCUCUGAAAGUGAUGCCCCAAGCCUUUCAAAAUCAUAUUACCCAUCAACUCAAAGCGAGAUUGGAGUGUUUGAGGAGUUUGAUUUUGGCGGCAACUCUAAUUCAGACUCUAGAUCUGAAGGCAGCCCCCUAUACAGACCUUCAGGAGACGAAACGGUGGACAAGCAAAAUGGGUUCAACCGAUCGGCUGAUGUAACAUCUUCAUCCUUCAAGCCAGCUAAUCAUGGAGACUCUUUAAGAAGCUUGGAGACUCUCACGGUAGCCAUGAGCGGACGAAACAAUAGUACAUCCGGACAACACUUCCCAUCUACCUCAACUUCUGUUGUCACUUCUCAUCAACAUCUCUGCCUUGACACAAACACACCUUGAGCGGUUGUGCUCACACUCAACCAGAAGUGCUUGAGCUGAUGAAGUGUGAGUGCUCCUCCUAGUGGAUCGGAGGUAGAGGGUUGGGGUU